Molecule: messenger RNA, 696 nt
Organism: Necator americanus (New World hookworm)
Lineage: Eukaryota; Metazoa; Nematoda; Chromadorea; Rhabditida; Ancylostomatidae
Exons: 7
Coding region: 1-696 (231 amino acids)
Biological process (GO): peptidoglycan catabolic process; innate immune response; cell wall macromolecule catabolic process
Molecular function (GO): lysozyme activity
Source: RefSeq, a predicted model, not a curated record
AUGCCUCGUAUGCGUUGGGCUGUCCUCGAAUAUGUGACGCGUUGUCGGGUGUCUUGUAGUCCGGUCAUACUUCUUGCUGCCCUCUUCGGGGUGAACCUUGCAGCCACUGGAUUCGAUGCAAUCGGAGCAAUUUCCACUUCACAGUUUGAAUGUAUGAAAACACAUGGGUAUUCUUUCUUUAUUGGACGAGUUUUCCGAUCAAAUGGAGCCGUAGACAGUCAAGGAAUUCAGAACAUUAAAAACGCUAAAGCCGCCGGAAUCUCUCACGUUGAUGGUUACAUCUUCCCGUGUACAUCUUCAUCCUGCGCUAGUGCUGCUACUCAGAUUUCUGAAACAUCAAAAGCGUUGAAAAGUGCUGGCGCAACUGUUGGAAUGUUAUGGCUGGACAUCGAAACCUAUCAAUGGCCCAGCGAUCACACCAAGAAUCGUGAAUUUAUCGAAGCAAUGGGUAAAGAGCUGACGUCACUUGGAUACAAAUGGGGAGUGUACAGUAAUUACAACAAUUGGGAAUCAAUUACUGGUCUCGAUUAUACCGGGAUGUCUUCAAAAUCACUUUGGUGGGCUACUUACAAUGGACAAGCGAACUUCAACAACUUCAAAGCUUUUGGAGGAUGGUCGAAGCCAAAUAUUCAUCAAUACAACGGUGACGUUACCGGACCAUGUUCAUUCUCUAUUGACACUAAUUAUUAUCCUUGA